CAACCCGGGUUCUCUCCCUCUUCCUUUGCCCUGCCGACUGCCGCCCGUGACGAAUAGCUCAGCGAAUUCUCCGGCCGGCGCCGCCCCGUGCCCCCGUCCGUGGUUCCAGUUGCCGAACUCGCCCGUCGCCACACGAUCUCUCUCGCUCCGCCGACGCCGCGCUCGGCUUCAGCUCGAGAGGAGGAAAUGGCCAGCAGCGGCUACGAGGGGAUCCUCCUGGGGAUGGGGAACCCCCUCCUCGACAUCUCCGCUGUCGUCGACGAGGGCUUCCUCGCCAAGUAUGACGUGAAGCCUGGCAAUGCCAUUCUUGCCGAGGACAAGCAUUUGCCAAUGUAUGAUGAAUUGGCUAGCAAGAGCAAUGUUGAAUACAUUGCUGGAGGAGCCACUCAAAACUCUAUCAGGGUUGCCCAAUGGAUGCUUCAAAUUCCUGGCGCAACAAGUUACAUAGGUUGUAUUGGGAAGGAUAAGUUUGGUGAGGAGAUGAAGAAAAAUGCACAAGCUGCUGGUAUUAAUGCCCAUUAUUAUGAGGAUGAGAAUGCUCCAACAGGCACAUGUGCUGUCUGUGUUGUUGGUGGAGAAAGGUCACUUAUUGCUAACUUGUCUGCUGCAAACUGCUACAAGUCUGAACAUCUGAAGAAACCAGAGAAUUGGGCACUUGUUGAGAAGGCAAAAUAUAUUUACAUUGCUGGAUUUUUCCUUACGGUGUCCCCGGAUUCUAUUCAACUUGUUGCUGAGCAUGCUGCUGCAACCAACAAGGUGUUUAUGAUGAACCUUUCUGCCCCCUUUAUCUGCGAGGUUUUCCGUGAUGCCCAAGAGAAAGCUCUUCCGUAUGUGGACUACAUCUUUGGAAAUGAAACUGAGGCGAGGACCUUUGCUAAAGUUCGUGGUUGGGAGACUGAGAAUGUUGAGGAGAUUGCUUGGAAGAUCUCUCAAUUACCGAAGGCUUCAGGAACACACAAGAGGAUUACUGUGAUCACUCAAGGUCGUGAUCCAGUAGUUGUGGCUGAUGAUGGAAAGGUGAAGACUUUCCCUGUGAUCCUCUUGCCCAAGGAGAAGCUUGUUGACACGAAUGGUGCAGGUGAUGCCUUCGUUGGAGGCUUCCUAUCUCAGUUGGUUCAAGAGAAGAGCAUUGACGAGUGUGUCAGAGCUGCCUGUUACGCCGCCAAUGUUAUCAUCCAACGUUCUGGCUGCACUUACCCUGAAAAGCCUGACUUCAACUAGACCCAUCUAAAAAUCGAGAGAGUUAUAACCAUACUUCUAUAGGCCACAGUCUUAUGGCAUCUGAUCUGUAUAAUUGAUCGUAUCAGCAGAUUCAUCUUGAUCUAUCUGCGGUACAUUCUGGUGUCACCUUACAGGUCAAAUGUUCAUGCGUGUAAGCGUGUCAUGUCCACUUUACAAGUGCAUGCGUCCGUCAACUCUUGCAAGGAAAACUGCUGGUUGUAAGUUGAGCCAUGAAAAAUACUCGAGGCCACAAUAUGGGCCAAAAAAAAA
Sorghum bicolor (sorghum) is the source of this 1491-nucleotide messenger RNA. Its product is annotated as adenosine kinase 2. Gene Ontology annotation, cellular component: cytosol; nucleus. The record is from RefSeq and is a predicted model, not a curated record. The coding region runs from base 187 to 1221 and encodes 344 amino acids. The transcript is spliced from 13 exons. Lineage: Eukaryota; Viridiplantae; Streptophyta; Magnoliopsida; Poales; Poaceae. Gene Ontology annotation, molecular function: adenosine kinase activity. Gene Ontology annotation, biological process: purine ribonucleoside salvage.